Molecule: messenger RNA, 1938 nt
Organism: Penicillium griseofulvum
Lineage: Eukaryota; Fungi; Ascomycota; Eurotiomycetes; Eurotiales; Aspergillaceae
Product: RanGTP-binding protein
Exons: 5
Coding region: 1-1938 (645 amino acids)
Cellular component (GO): cytoplasm; nucleus
Molecular function (GO): GTPase regulator activity
Source: RefSeq, a predicted model, not a curated record
AUGGAUGCUUUUCUAACUGGGCUCACUCGGCAGGCCAUGAAUUAUGCCAUUCGGUCAGGCAUUGCGAUAACUGCUAGCUAUGCAAUGCGUCAGUCGUCGCGCUUGCUCAGAAAUGUCAAAAGUGAGGAUCGAGAUGAGCUAGUCGCCUUGCAACAACGCCUAGAAAGCAAGAUACAAGUUAUUGCCCCAUCUAUUGACAUGAUUGAAUUGAUUGCUGCUCGAGGAAAUACGUCAUUGGAAUCUGCUGUCGCCCUCACAAAAUCCCUGAGAUGGGACAUUCAAGCCCUAGGGCAGCGACUGGGAAGAGCCGCGGCAUCUGAAGAGUUGAGACGCAAAGGAGCCAGAUCGGCCAAAGAUCAGACGAACAGCGAUAAAGAAAUCAAGCUUAUUAUCAAAGAUAUUAAGAAGUUGCUGGCUCGAAUUGAGGAUACAGUGCCACUGAUGAACCUGGCCAUCACCACCUCUGGGGCCAAGUUAUCCACCAACUUGCCCGCAACGGUGUCGCCAUCCCGACUCCUCCAAGCAAGCACGUUUCUCACGGCAGGCGAUACACAAUAUUCAAUGACCCCAGCCCAAGCAGUCCAAGUAGGGCCGACUUUUACCUUAUCGAUGUACAUGCUAUUUGCCAGCCACUUACGACCUCAUGACGAAGAAUCCGUCCGCGAGGCCACGUGGAAGGAAGUCAUGCACAAGGCACGUUUGAAGCUGCGCCGUGUUCCAAUAGAUUCAUUGCAGUCUCCAGAUCAACGCCCAAGAACAAAACUUCCAGGAACAGCCGGGGCCGAUGAAUACUACUAUCAAGUCCUUAUCAUCGAGGACCUAGAUGAUGGCCGAGUCCACACAUUCGACGAGAAUGAUCCGCAGCCCCAAAACUAUGAAGGUGUUUCAACGGCAGGAAUCCGGGAGAUACUUCCUAUUCAUCAAAUUUCAAAAAUCUUCUACGCAGACACCGGAAGGAUCCUCAACAUCAGCACAGAGGGCGAAACAAACAACCCGGUACUACUAUUGAAACGGGACCUAAAUGCUCUCCCGCCACGACGCAUGAUGGAACGCGACGAGGUAGAGGAAUUUCCUGAAGCAGAACCCGAGGAACCAGAGGAUGAGGAGCAAGCUCAACUCGAUGCACAGCUGAACGGAUACGACAAUCCCGAAACCAGAAGCUUCAACUAUCUGCAUGAAGACUCCAUACCCGAAGAAUGGCGUCUACCUCCUGGACUAGAUCCAGAAUGGAUAGCAUUUGAAGUCUAUAACGAAGAUGAAGCCUCCGAUACCGAGUCCGAGGCUGAAAAUCCCGAAUCCUCCACCGAUGAGCCCUCCCUCGACCCAAACAUGAUGGCAAAGCUGUCGCUUAAUGAGAAAGGACAUUCAUCACACGCUCCAUCUCCUCUAAACCAGUCAUUCUCAUCCGCCGCCCCCACAACCACAGUCUCCAACCCUCACUUCGAAAACAUCCGCACCUCCCUCUCCCUCCUCGAAACCCUCCUCCGCCUAACAUCCCUCCAGCAAUUCCAGCAACAAUCCCACCUCUCCAUCAGCGACGAGCUCCUCAACUUCUUCCUCGAAGAAUCUUCCACCACCGGCGCCGGUGGCGACGAGCAGCAUCGCCAGCGCCUCCGCUCCGAGGCCCGUCGUCGCGUCGGCUGGGAUCCCUACAAUGAGAGCCCCGUCAAACACCGCGGCGAGGAUUAUCAGUACGGCUGGGAACCUGGUAGUAGUCCCCAAUAUGGCGGCGAUCCUUACUCGCCUAGUGGGCGGGCGCAGGGAUUCCGUCUUCGUUCUAGGGAGAGUACGCCAGAGACGCCGGUGCGCCAAGGCUCGCCGAGCGUCCGUCCAGGUGGUCUGCGUGGUAUGAGGCCGGCAUAUGCUGAGUCGCCCCUUUCGAAAAAGAUGGGUAGGUCUCCGAAUGAUGGAGACCUAGAGUCUGGCACUACAAAUUGA